AAGCAGCUCCAGACGUCGCGCUGGCUCGAGCUGGCGGAGCGAUGCUGCAAUCCGCAGACGCGGCCGAGCGGGCCGCAGCAGAACGAUGCCGCCGUGGCCAAGGCGGCGCGUGCUGCGAUCGCCGACGACGAGAACCUCGACGACGCCGGCAAGCAGGCGCUGCGGCGCGCCGCUGGCAGAGCCCCGCUCCAGCGGCUCCCGCUCUCUGGGCUCGCCGCGAACUACACGGCAGGUGCGGAUCCCGGAGAAGUGGCAUCGGUCCGCAUCAACGACACCCGCUUCUUCCUCCUCGACGCAAACUCGGCCCUGGCCAGGCUGAGGCACACAACGUACAACGUGCUCGACAUCCAGAGCGGCACCUCGAUCGCCGACCUCCUCUCCAAC
Molecule: messenger RNA, 384 nt
Organism: Emiliania huxleyi CCMP1516
Lineage: Eukaryota; Haptophyta; Isochrysidales; Noelaerhabdaceae
Product: putative DNA ligase
Exons: 2
Source: RefSeq, a predicted model, not a curated record